Molecule: messenger RNA, 8308 nt
Organism: Metopolophium dirhodum (rose-grain aphid)
Lineage: Eukaryota; Metazoa; Arthropoda; Insecta; Hemiptera; Aphididae
Gene: trio
Product: triple functional domain protein
Exons: 36
Coding region: 292-7170 (2292 amino acids)
Biological process (GO): intracellular signal transduction; axon guidance
Cellular component (GO): cytoplasm
Molecular function (GO): guanyl-nucleotide exchange factor activity; protein binding
Source: RefSeq, a predicted model, not a curated record
GGGACUUCGACUGUCUGCUACCAUUGAUUCCGUGUUGACGUUCAACCGGCGGUGGUGUUGUUCGUACGAACCCGUACGAUAAGUGAAAAGAACACAACAACGAUAAAUAAUACGUUUAUUUGCGCGCGUUACUGGUUGUCCACGGGUUCUUGUUUUCGAGUCGACGUAUAGUGAUCACGAUGCGCGCCACCCGAACGGUUUUUACGUGUCGGGCACCCGACACUGACCAGACGUCGUCGGAUCACGGCCGAGCAACAGUUUGAACCGAGAGCCGCGAUAACACAGUUAACCAUGGAUAGUGUUCGAGCUCUAGAAGUGAUGGGCCUUCUUCAAGAGAAGAUCGCAUUCCUCACUGGUGGUCGAGACAAGCGAGGGGCUCCUGUCGUUACGUUUCCCUCUACUCCACGAAGAGAACGAGCUAAGCUUGAAGAUUAUCGACGGUUAUUGCAAUAUUUUGGAUCUAUACCCCCCUGUGAAGCUAAAGAAUCAGGUUUAGUAGCUGUGAUUGAUAUGCGAGGUGGUUCUGGCUGGUCAUCUGUCAAACCAAUCUUGAAAGCCCUCCAAGAUUGGUGUGCCGGAGGCAAUGGGAACCAUGUGUAUGCUGUAUACGUAGUAAAACCUGAUAAUUUUUGGCAUAAACAACGAACCAGCAUGGCUAGCCAUAAAUAUAAAUUUGAAACAACAAUGGUUAAUUUAGAAGGCUUAUCAAAGUUUAUAGAUUCUACACAAUUGACGUCAGAUCUCGAUGGAUCUUUACACUAUGAUCACGCCCAAUGGAUUGAUAUAAGACUUAGUAUUGAAGAAUUUAUGUGGCAAGCUGCUGAUUUGUUAGAUCGAUUAGAUGAUUUACAAGAAGAUUUAAGUCGUAAUGAUUGUAGAGAUGAUAUUGCUGGUGCCAAACUUGCCCUUGACUUUCAUACCGACAUGAAAAAGAAAGUACUUAAGACCCCUGUAGAGGACAUGGAUUUAGCUGGUCAACAACUUUUGCAGAGAUUAUCCGGAGACAAUAAUAGUGGUUAUGAUUCUGGUUAUUCUGGACGUGAUAGUGAAGCUAGCAAUGGUAUUAGUAAUCCAGAUUUACAAGCAUCUGUACCACAAAUACUACAACAAUUGGAUACCAUUAGAACAUCUCAUAAACAUGUGUUACAGCUAUGGCAGCAUAAAAAACUUAAAUUAGAUCAAUGUUUCCAGUUGAGACUAUUUGAACAAGAUUGUGAAAAGAUGUUUGAUUGGAUUUGCCAUAAUCGAGAUGUAUUUUUGAUGAGUUAUGUUGAAAUUGGACAUUCCUAUCAACUUGCCAAAGAUAUACAAGAAGAGCACAAUCAUUUCACAAUGAGUUCUAUGAAUGUGUACGUGAACAUAAAUCGUAUCGUAGCUGUUGCACAUCGUAUGAUAGAAUCUGGGCAUUAUGCUUCUAAUCAUAUAAGAACUGUUGCUCAACGAUUAGAUAGAACAUGGAAGCAGUUUGCAGCUGGAUUAGAUGAACGGACAUCAGUGUUAGCAUUGUCUGUUUUAUUUCAUCAUAAAGCUCAGCAGUAUGUGGAAAAUGUACCAAACUGGGAUGAGGCCAUUGAAAAUGUAACCAUACCAAAUGAAAUUAUGGUAUUAGAAAAUUCAAUUCACCAACAUCAGAACUUAUACGAACUCAUGUGCCAAGCAUAUACUGAGGUUUAUAAUGGGUAUCAAAGCCUAUUAAACGGGCUGGAUACUUUGGUACAAGUCUGCGAAAGUUUUCCAACUCCUCCAAGCAAUGUACCAUUUAUACAUUAUGGCAAUUCUCCACAAAAAAAUGUUCAUAGCACGAGUAAGAAGCUGCUCUAUCAGUUGGACCAUUUGGUUCAGGUGUGUAACCAAAGUGACUUAACACCAGUCGCUGAACAACAUCAUAAACAUCUGGAUAGUGGAUCAGAUUCUUCAGCCAACACAACUAAGACAGUUGGAACAAACCACCAACAAGCUGCAGCUGAUUAUUCAGAAGGCGCCAGUCAUGUGCUCGCUGUCAUACACCAAAUUUUAAACCAUCAUAGAAGUUUAGAACAUCGAUGGCAUUCUAAGAAGAUAAGACUUCAUCAGAAAUUAGCAUUACGUUUAUUUCAAGAAGAUGUCAAACAAGUUCUUGACUGGUUGUCUAACCACGGAGAAGUGUUUUUAAGAAAGAAUACUGGAAUUGGACGGACAUUACAAAAAGCUAGGGUGUACCAAAAAAGUCAUGAACAUUUCGAAAAUGUGGCCCAGAACACAUAUACUAAUGCUGAGAAAUUGCUAACGGCUGCUGAAGAACUGUCUCAAACCGGCGAAUGUGACGCGUCUGACAUUUGUUCGGUGGCUGCCGAACUUGAAAGUCAUGUAGCCGCUUUUGCGGCUCGUGUUCAAGCUAGAAGACGGCGUUUGCAGAGAGCCGUUAAUUUUUAUACGCAUCAGUCUGAGCUCCAAGGCUGGCUCGAUGAACUCAGAGCUGAAACCGACGGGUGUGACGAGGCAGCAGACACUCUGGAAGGAACCGAAAGAGCUCUAGAACAAGUCAGCCACCAGCGGGAUUCUUGUUUAGAUGCGUGUCAUUCGACAAUAACCGAAGGGGAGGCGUUGUUACAAGAACUGAGAAGUGGAGGCGUGACUGCAGAAAUGGACCCUACCGGAUCAGUUGCUGCUGUAGAUGCUGCACUCGAGCGAUUAAAUAAACAACGUUUAGAGUUGGAACAACUAUGGGCAACUCGAAAAUUAAAAUUGGAUUUAUGUCUGAGACUACGGAUUUUUGAAAGAGAUGCACUUGAAGUGUCUUCUCAGUUGGAGCUUUGGGCAAAUGAAUUAGAAAGAAAUCAAAAUGAAGUAAUAACAACAUUAUCAGAAUCUGAGUCACGGUUAUCUCGCCAUAAUGAUUCAGUGGCACAAAUGCAGGCUGCAGUUUACCAAGCACUCGAGCAAGGCGAACAAUUGGCUCAAGUAUUGGAUAAAUCCGGAGUCGGUGUAAUGGCUGACAGUCAAUAUACUGCUCAAACUAGAGUACAAGUGUUGCUGGAGUUUUUGCAUGAACGCCAUAUGGACUUGGUAGAGUUAUCUGAAAUUAAACGUAGCCGGCUUGAUCAAGCUGUUCAACUGUGUCAAUUUAAUAAUGAUGCAUCACAAGUGAUAAGUUGGAUUCGUAACGGUGAAUCAAUGCUAUCGGCAAAUUUUACUAUUCCCAACUGUUUAGUUGAUGCAGAAAUUCUGAAAAAAGAACAUGAACAAUUUCAAGUUGCAAUUGAAAAAACUCAUUCAGCUGCUGUUCAAGUAAAACAAUUGGCUGAAUCUCUUGUAGCAGCAAAUCAUUACGACUCAACUACAGUAAAAGAAAUGGCAGUAGAAGUGACGAAACGGUGGCAACAGUUGGUUACAUGCGCUGAAGAAAGACACAAAUUAGUUACUGCUAGUCUAAACUUUUAUAAAACUGCAGAACAAGUAUGUUCUGUCAUGGAUAGUCUUGAACGAGAGUACCGCCGUGAGGAGGAUUGGUGUGGUGGUGGUACUACUGAAGCCGAUAAAUUAGGACAACUUUGUACUAAACAUCAAGAACAAAAAGAAGCUUUCCUAAAAGCAUGCACAUUGGCUAGGCGAACGGCUGAAACAUUUUUAAAAUAUACUAAUCGUAGCUUGCAGUAUUAUAGCUGUACUAAUCAGUCUAUAGCUACUGUGGAUACAGCUUCUGAAGCUAGAGUUAAAAACAUUCUUGAAAAAUUAUCGGGUCAGGAAAACAAAGUACUUGAUCAUUGGUCACAAAGAAAAAAACGACUUGAUCAGUGUCAACAGUUUGUAUUGUUUGAUAAGUCAGCCAAACAAGCAAUGGAAUGGAUACACAAUGCUGGUGAACAAUAUCUAAAUACUCAUACUACUGUUGGUGCUACACAGGAUGAAACAAGACAUUUACUACGUGAACAUAACGAGUUUAAAACAUCGGCCAAAGAGACCCGAGAAAAAGUCAAAUUGUUAAUACAGUUGGCAGACAAUUUAGUGGAAAAAGGCCAUGCUCACGCCAAUGCAAUAAAACAAUGGGUGGCUGCAGUUGAUAAUACCUAUAAACAUUUUAGUUCUAGAAUGGAUAAAUAUAGGUUUGAAUUGGAAAAGAGUUUAGGCAUUCAAGAACAUGUUGAUACCCGUGAUCUGUCCAUUGAUAGAAACUCAGAUCCAAAUUUAGAGCAAAAAGUAAAAGAAUCAACUAAAGAUUUGAAAGAAUUAAAUGAAGAGAAAAGAAGAUCAGCUAGAAGAAAAGAAUUCAUUAUGGCAGAACUUCUCCAAACUGAAAGAACAUACGUAAAAGACUUGGAUGUUUGCAUUAAAGCUUAUUUAGAUGAAAUACGCGCUCUUCAAAAUGUCCCAAUUGGACUUCACGGGCGAAUUGAUAUUUUAUUCGGUAACAUCGAAGACAUACGCAAUUUCCAUAGAGAUGUUUUUAUCAAAGAAUUGGAAAAGUAUGAGACAAUGCCUGAAGAUGUGGGACAUUGUUUUGUCACGUGGGCACAAAAAUUUGAUAUGUAUGUGAAAUAUUGUAAAAAUAAACCAGAGUCUAAUGCCAUAUUAGUACAACAUUCUGGUUCGUGUGGUGGUGUUUUUGAAGAGCUUCAAAAAAAACAUAACAUUGAUCACCCUAUUGCUGCUUAUUUAAUAAAACCAGUUCAAAGAAUCACCAAGUACCAGUUGCUGUUAAAAGAUCUUCAAUCAUGUUGCAAAGAAGGCCAAGGAGAAAUUAAAGAUGGCUUGGAUGUGAUGUUGAGUGUACCUAGAAAAGCCAAUGAUGCUUUGCAUCUGUCCUUAUUAGAAGGAUGUGAUAUUUCUACCGACGAACUUGGUGAUGUUGUUGUACAAGAUACAUUGUACGUUUCUGACUCAAGACAUCACCUAUUGCGUAAAAGCCGUGAAAGACAUUGUUUUUUAUUUGAAUUGUACUUAGUAUUUGCCAAACAUGUAAAAGAUCACUCAAAUAAUCCUAAAGUAAAAUACCUAUACAAAAAUAAACUUAUGACUUCAGAACUUGGUGUUACUGAACAUAUAGAAGGAGAUGAAUGCAAAUUUGCUGUGUGGACUGGCCGUGCACCAAUUUCUGAUUACCGUAUUGUGUUAAAAGCAUCCACAUUAGAAGCAAAACAAACCUGGGUGAAAAAACUUCGGGAAGUAAUUCAAGAGACGUACUUCAAUUCUGCUUUGCGUAUGUAUAUGCCCAAGAGUCCAGCAAAACUUAAACCUGAUAGUCAACGAUCAAGCCGAGAUUUAGAAGAAGAAAACUUGGACCGAGGUUCACUGGCUUCGUUUGGAUCAGGGAACACAACCGAUUCCGACAAAAACUCGGGCGUGGAGAUGACGUGGGUGAUCGCGGAUUUCACGGCCACAGCUGCCGGCCAGGUUACUGUCGCCAAAGGCCAGCAGGUCGAGCUCCUGGACUGCUGUGGUGGUACGAGCGAAAUGGUUUUGGUGCGGGUACCGUCCGACUGUACCGAAGGAAUGGUGCCGCAUAUUGUACUCAAGCAACCACCGUCACUCAAGUCGCCGCAAGCCACAGAAACCAUUUCUGGAGAAUGUGUGGAUAACGCCGCCGCCGCCGCUGCAGCAUCUUUGGUUUGCAAUAACUCACCGGUGACCAAAAGACGUGUUUUCAGCGGGAGGAUGUGGAUCCCACAACCGUUGAGGAAAUUCAGCAACGGCAGCAAAGUCGACAAAAACCACGUGCAGUCGUCGGCCAAAAAGGGAUCGGAUAAAAAAUACAAAUCACCCGUCAGCGAAGCCACCAAAACUUUGCCGAACGAAGACGAACAGAACGGUGAAGAACCGGACGACGAUCUCGAAUUGCCACCACCCAUGAAACCCAUUUCCGAGUCGAUUUUGGUGAACGCCUCCGACUCGGCCACAGUUCCCUCACAAAGAACUUCGGGACUGUCAGCGGAAGUGACGGCCUCGUCUUCAGCCGAUUUGGCCGAAAUCGAACAGAUCGUCAAAGAUAGAAUGGAACAACACACCACCACCGCCGCAGCCGCCGCCGCAGCCGCUGCCGCUGCCGUGGCCUCCACCGCCAACCCCACCAAUUUCUCCACCGACAAGAUGAGUGGUGAGUUGAGACUGAAAAACGACGACGUCGAGUGCGAAGAGGCGUUACACAAACGGGAGUACGUGAUGAGAGAGCUGGUCGAGACCGAACGGGACUACGUCAGAGACUUGUCGCUUGUGGUUGAAGGCUACAUGACCGUGAUGAGAGAUCCCGAGGCCGCUGGCUGUGACAUCCCCAUGCCUGAGGAUUUGAGGUCCGGCAAAGACAAAAUGAUCUUCGGCAACAUCGAACUCAUCUACGAAUGGCACCGAGACGUAUUCUUGGCGGCCGUUGAGCGAUGUCUCACCCGACCGCACGAGCUCGGCAAGCUGUUCAAAAAAUACGAACGCAAGCUUUUGAUGUACGUGGUUUACUGUCAGAACAAGCCAGUUUCCGAAUACCUCGUCUCUGAUCACAAUGACUAUUUCGAGGAAAUGCGUCAGUUCCUAGGCCACAAGCUCCAGCUAAGUGACAUCCUCAUCAAGCCUGUGCAGAGAAUUAUGAAAUACCAGCUGCUGUUGCGGGACAUGUUCAAGUACACGGAGCGGGCUAGGUUGGCAGACGAGAUGGAAGCCCUUCGGCAAGCUAUGCACGUCAUGCAAGUAGUGCCCAAAGCAGCCAACGACAUGAUGGACGUCGGUCGAUUGCAAGGUUUCGACGGCAAAAUCACCGCUCAGGGUAAGCUGCUGUUACACGGCAUGUUGACAUGCGCUGAGGGUCCCAGCCUCAACCCGAACAGAGUACCACCGCACAAGGACCUGCACGUAUUCCUAUUUGAGCAGAGUAUAAUACUCAGCGAAGAAAUGCGCAAGAAGGCGCAGUUCAGCAGUCCAGUGUAUGUUUACAAAGCGCACAUACAGGUGAACAAAAUGACACUGGAUGAGAGGCACGGUUCGUCCAGCAGUAACUCGUCUGAUGACUCGUCUGAUGGGUCUUUCAUCAUCAAAUCCACCGACCCCAAGAGGCCACCGCUGUGGUUUGUGUGCCAUGCGCACAGUGCUGAAUCGCGUUCUGAAUGGUUGCAGAACCUCAGGCAAAUACUCCAGACACAACAGGACUUCCUGAAAGCCAUACAGUCACCCAUAGCGUAUCAAAAAGAACAGACGAAGGAGGCCAGUUAGUUGACAGAGUGCGUCAUAAUAAACAAAUAAAAUGAAAAAUAUAAAAUGUCUUUUCUACUUAACUCGUCAGCUGUGACAGUUUAGUAAGAUUGUGUUCGGCACAUUGACAAUUUAAGUCUGACCAUGUCCCCAAGCAGAUUGAAUAUUAUUAUAAUUAUUAUUAUAUUAUUAUUAUCAAGACGACAUUCCUAUUUUACAUUAUCUUUUAAAUUUUUAUCUAAGUAGUUUUUAAACAUAAUCGAAGAAAAGUAACACUAUUUGUUUUUACAUUUAAGACAACAUCGAUUAAAUAUUAUCAUCACUUGAGAUUGACUUUAAACUUUAGAGCUUUCUAGAGGAUAUAUAUAUAUUUAUGUAUUAUUAUAUUUUUUUUCUGUGAGAACAACGAUUUUCAAAAAAUAAAUCUCUAUGUAGACAACGAUUACAUACAAGUUCCAUAUAAACAUCUUCAGGUUCUUUUUUUUUUUUUUAAGAGUCUAGUCAAAUGUUUAUUUAGACUAAUUUUUAUUUUAUAACUUUUCUUUUACUUUAAUAGUUCUUAUUAUUGUUUAUAAAUCCUGUGCAGUUUUGUACAAAAUUAUUAAUAUUAUUAAAACCUAAAAUAUUUAUACGUAUUAUACUAUAGACAGUACAUGUAUAAUAUAAACAUUAUCCAAUUGUCUAAUAAUAUUUAGUAAAAAAAAAAUUAUUACUAGUGUACUCGUAAUAUUCAAUAGUGAUGGUCCAAUAUUUAAGAUUAUCAUAUCGAUGCCUUAUAUAAUAAGAUUCUAUUGUUAUUGUAUCAAACCAACACCUAACGGACACCAGAUAAUUAAUAUUAAAUUAUUAUAUUUAUUUAAUAUGUAUACAUAUAAAAUAUAAAUACACAAAUAAUGUGAGUGAAUGGGUCUCUGGUGGAUGAUUUGUCAUCACCGUACUCUUAUUAAAACUAAGGUUGUGUAUGUUCGAUUUUGUGUAAUACAUUUUUUUAUUAUUAUUUUAAUUUCAUCAAUAUUAUUAUAAUAUGAUAUAUUAUAAUUAUUUUUGUUUGCCAAAAUUUAAUGCACAAACUGUUGAUUGUAAGUUAUGAUGACAUUAUAUGUUUGUAUAUAAUAUUGAAGAACAAUAAUAAAACAAAAAUUGUUGUUUUUUUUUUUAA